GGGCCUUGCGACGGUUUGAAAGCGCCUUGCGCUGGCCGGGGUGGCUCGGCUGCCGCUGAGAUGUCGGUGCUGAGGCCGAUGGACAAGCUGCCCGACCUGAACAGGGCUACGGUCUUGUUGGUGAGCACGGAGGAUGCGCUUCUGCAGCAGCUGGCGGAGUCGAUGCUCAAAAACGACUGUGCGUCCGAGCUGAGGAUCCACUUGGCCAACUCCCUCCCUUUGCCCUCCAAUGUGAACCGGCCCCGAAUUGACCUGAUUGUGUUUGUGAUUAACCUUCACAGCAAAUACAGUCUCCAGAAAGUGGAGGAGUCUCUGAACCACGUGGACAGCAGCUUCUUCCUGGGGAAAGUAUGCUUCCUUGUCACCGGGGCCGGACGGGAAAGCCACUGCAGUGUCCACCAGAACACAGUUAUAAAACUGGCCCACACCUACCGAAGCCCGCUGCUCUUCUGUGACUUACAGGUGGAAAGCUUUCGCGCAGCCACGGCACAGCGCCUGGUGCGCGUUCUGCAGAUCUGCGCUGGCCAUGUGCCGGGCGUCUCCGCGCUGAACCUGCUGUCCUUGCUGCGGAUCCCCGAGAACCCCCAUCCAAGGAGCUGUGAGCACUGCUGCCCUCCACGCGUUUGCUGCCAGCUCCAAAAGCCUCCUCUGUUAGCGACGACCAGUCAGGACCUGACAGGCCCGGAGGCAGCCUGCUCACUGCAGGACUGAACUCCACCAGAAAGUUCUGCUGGGCAGGAGUUGGGAGAGAGCCCAGCUGCUGAGACCCCAGCAGCCUCCCGUUUCUCUCUCACCCCACAGAGGCCCUGUCUCCACCUGUCUAACAUCAUAAUCCACCUAAGAUUUUGGAACAAAGAGCCAUGGCUUUAAAAAAAAAAAAAAGAAAGGAAGGAAGGAAGAAAGAAAGAAAAUGUGUUGUAGAUGCAGAAACUGACUCAGUAUGAUUGCGGGGGCAGAGUGUGGCUUCCAGGAGCCCAGGGAAAUGUCAUGUGCUGGCCCUGCAUUUCUUACGACCUGGCUGUUGCGUUCUGGUGCCUGUUUGCCUGGUGUAAGUGGAGCUGGUUCUACUCAUGUUGAGAGGAUUGAAUGAAAUGGCAGGUGGCUUGCUGCCCGAGACCACAUUGCUCCCUACGACUUGUCGGUCUCUCUGGUAGAUCACACAAGGUGUAUGCCUCACACUGUAACAGCAAUCUAACAAUCACAUU
Mus pahari (shrew mouse) is the source of this 1205-nucleotide messenger RNA. RefSeq names its product centromere protein M (gene Cenpm). Bases 61 to 711 code for a protein of 216 amino acids. Lineage: Eukaryota; Metazoa; Chordata; Mammalia; Rodentia; Muridae. The record is from RefSeq and is a predicted model, not a curated record. The transcript has 6 exons.